AUGGAACAAUACAGAAACCAGAUCAGAAGAUCUUCGGCGACAGAAGUCCGGUGCCGGAACCACCCCACCCACCGGCAGUCACCCGGAGUUUGUUCUCUUUGUCUUAGAGAAAAACUCCACCAAAUAUAUACUACUACUACAACUUCCCGUGUUAAAACCGCUCCGGUGGAAUCUAGCUCUUCGUCUUCUUCAUCACUAUCUUCUCUCUCUUCUUCUUGUUCUUCCAUGGAUGCAUCUCCCAUUCACCAAUUAUAUCAUGAUCAUAGCCAUAAGAGAUCAUUCAUGAUGGAGAAGAGUCGAUCCAUGGCCGCCGUCGUGACGAGAGAUGAUCAUGGAAUGGUAUUUUGGAAGAAGAGAUCGAGUGGGUUUUGGUCCAAUUUGGUUGGAACUAGAUCAAGAAGCAAGAGGAUUAAUGAAAAUGGUUUGAUGCAUGCAAAAAGUGCGAGAGAGAGGAUCAUCACAGCUAACUAG
Impatiens glandulifera is the source of this 471-nucleotide messenger RNA. RefSeq lists its product as uncharacterized. Bases 1 to 471 code for a protein of 156 amino acids. The record is from RefSeq and is a predicted model, not a curated record. The transcript has a single exon. Lineage: Eukaryota; Viridiplantae; Streptophyta; Magnoliopsida; Ericales; Balsaminaceae.